Gasterosteus aculeatus aculeatus (three-spined stickleback) is the source of this 3484-nucleotide messenger RNA. The record is from RefSeq and is a predicted model, not a curated record. NCBI's taxonomy places the organism in Eukaryota, Metazoa, Chordata, Actinopteri, Perciformes, Gasterosteidae.
CUUUGAGCCCAGGCCAGAUUUUCGGUGCGGACUCUACCGGGGAUUUUUUUUUUUCCCCGGAGGUUGAGAUAGUGGGACGCACGUUAUUUUUUGGAGGAGACCGGAGUGAGAGGCCACGUUAGGAGAAGCUCCCCACGCGUUUCGCUGAAAAUCGAAACAGGUCGACGCGUCACCAUGACAACAGAAGCGGGCUCUGAGACCGAGGUGAAGGAGAAAGCCGAGGAGCCGGCCACUCAGCCGGACCAAUCGGAGAAGGCCGCGGACGAGGCCCAGGAAGUAGCCAGCGGCGAGGGGCAGGAGAAGGGGAAGGAGGGGAAGGGAAUAGGUCGGUACCUGCCGACAUGGCUUAAGAAGCAGAAGUCUCAGAGCCAGACCUCCCCGACCAAGGAGGCGCCGCCCACAGAGGACGCCGUCGGCGAGGUGACACAGAAAGAGGAGGAGCCCGCCCCGGACGUGAACGGUCACGCAGAGGAAGUGGAAGAAGGAGAAGAAGGAGAAGAGGAGGCGGUAAAGUUGGAGCAAGUGAAGGAAAAGGAAUCCACCGCCAACGCGGACGCCGAGACCGCCAAGGCGGAGGAGACUGCUGAUAAAGUUCAAGAGGAGACCCAGCCAACAGCAGAGGGAGAAGGAGCGAAGGAGGUGCAGCAGACGGAGGCGAAGAAGGAGGAGCAGGAAGGGGACGCGGCCGGUGAAGAGGAGCAACGAGGGGAAGGAGAAGGCCAGACUUCUAUUUUCCAGUCUCCCCUCCGCCUGGUGAGGAAGACCAAGAUGAAGCUGAUGGAGUGUCACGUGAGCCUCCUGGACGGGACCGACUUCACCUGCGAGGUGGAGAAACGGGCCAAAGGCCAGUUCCUGUUCUUUAAGGUGUGUGAGCACCUCAACCUGAUGGAGAAGGACUACUUUGGACUCUUUUACAUGGACAACCAUGCACAGACGUGUUGGUUGGACCCCACUAAGGACAUCAAGAGACAGAUUCGCAAUAACAACUGGCAGUUUGUAUUCAACGUCAAGUUCUACCCUCCUGACCCGUCUCUGCUCACCGAGGACAUCACCAGGUACCUGCUGUGUCUGCAGCUCCGUGAAGACGUGGCUUCUGGGCGACUGCCUUGCUCGUUCGUCACUCACGCCCUGCUGGGGUCGUACACGCUGCAGGCGGAAUUUGGGGACCACGAGCCCGACCAGCCUCGGACCCUCGGACUGGGUCAGCUGACCUUUGCGCCCAAUCAGAACAAAGACAUGGAGGAGAAGAUUCUCGAACUCCACAAGUCUCUGAGGGGAAUGACGCCAGCACAGGCCGACGCCCAGUUUCUAGAAAAUGCCAAGAAACUGUCCAUGUACGGGGUGGACCUGCACCACGCCAAGGACUCCGAGGGCGUGGACAUCAUGCUCGGCGUGUGCGCCAACGGGCUCCUGGUUUACAAAGACCGGCUCCGGAUAAACCGCUUCGCUUGGCCCAAAAUCCUCAAGAUCUCGUACAAGAGGAACAACUUCUACAUUAAGAUCCGCCCCGGCGAGACGGAGCAGUUCGAGAGCACCGUGGGAUUCAAGCUCCAGAAUCAUCGCUGCGCCAAGAGGCUGUGGAAAGUCUGCGUGGAGAACCACAGCUUCUUCAGGUGACGGUACCAGAACAGUCCCACCAAGGCCCGCUUCCUGACUCUGGGCUCCAAGUUCCGUUACAGCGGGCGAACCCAGGCCCAGACCCGCACGGCCAGCUCCCUCAUAGACCGGCCGGCGCCCAACUUCCAGCGCACCUCCUCCAAACGCAUCAGCCGCAGUCUGGAUGGAGCACCAAUGAUCAGCAUAACGGAAGCAUCGGAGAACGGACGUGAACCCCACCUGGAGCUCCACUCUGACUCUAAGAGUCCAAUGAGAGUGCAUGGGGACAAUAUUUAUGUGAGGCACAGUAAUUUAAUGUUGGAGGACCACGAUAAGACCCAAGACGACGUUCUGAAACACCAAGCUAGCAUUAGCCAGCUAAAACGCUCCUUUAUGGAGGCGCCUCCUCCCUCUCCUCCGCAGCCCAACCAGUGGGAGAAACGCCUCACCUCCUCUCCCGCCACCACGAUACGCGUCCAACAGCAACAGCAAGUGAGCCUCGAGGAGGAAAUAGCGUCUGCGCUCCUCAGUAGAGGCGCCGGCUUUUGUUCCGCUCCGUCCGCCCCGACGCUAGACGCCGAUAUAACCACGUCGGCCGCCGCCGCCGCCCCCGAGGAGAGUCCGUCCCCGGCGGAGGCUGCUGCCGUGGCCGAAAAAAACUCCAUCGCUGACACCAAAGAACCUGCGAAGACGACCGAAGUUGAAAUCGAGGAAACCGUUGUCGUCCAAGAGGUUUCCAUAGCACCAAAACCCGGACGCGUCGCGGUUACCGCCGGCCCCCCCGCCGGCCCCCCCGCACAGCAGGAAGCACUAGAGCAGGAAGUGACGGUCGGACAGGAAGUAGUGGCAGCGGAGGAAGCGAAAGCGGCGAAGCAGGAGAGCGUUUCCUCAGAGAGCGAGAGCGAAGAGGAAGCCGAGUACCAUCCGAACGUCUCCAUCUGCCACACAAAAAUACCAGAGGAGGAAGAGGAGGAGGAGGAAGAGCAGGCGGAUAAGACGGCGGGGGCUCCUCCCCUUGUAGACGAAGUCAGCGCCGCCGUAGAGGAGUCCGCGCCCGCGGACGCCCGGGACGAGAAGAACACGGAGGGGGAGCACCAAGCCGAGAAGGACGGCAGCGGCGAGCCGGCGCACGCCGCGGCCCCGAAUGGCCCCCGCGUGCCGGAGGGGAGCGCCAGCGGGGCGGAGCAAGACCAAGAACCCAAAGUGAACGGAGAAGCCCGCCCGGUCGAGGCGGAACACCGGCCACAGGUUAUUUGUUGCUCUGAGCCACCUGUGGUAAAGACAGAAAUGGUGACUAUAUCAGACACGUUUGCCGCCCAGAAAACUGAGAUAGCUACAAAAGAAGUGCCCAUCGUACACACGGAAACCAAGACCAUCACAUACGAAGCCGCACAGCUGGAUGGUAACGGCGACAGCGAGCCUGGAGUGUUGAUGACGGCCCAGACGAUCACGUCUGAAUCCCUGUGUACCACCACAACCACACACAUCACCAAGACGUUAAAGGGCGGCCUGUCGGAGACGAGGAUCGAGAAGCGCAUCGUCAUCACCGGCGACUGUGACAUCGACCACGACCAGGCACUGGCCCAGGCCAUUAAGGAGGCCAAAGAGCAGCAUCCCGACAUGUCGGUUACCCGAGUGGUGGUUCAUAAAGAAACUGAGCUGGCUGAGGAGGAGGAUUGACUGGACUCAGGUAAUAAUAAUAAUAAUAGGAACUAUUUAUUAUUAUUAUUAUUAUUAUUAUUCACGGCGAAAGAAACAUCGGAGGUCUUUAUGAACAUGGUGGGUUUUUUUUACGAAAAUGACCUGGAACAAAAGGAAACUUGGUAAAACCAUCAGUCACAGUGACAGAAGAGUUGGAGGCGAGAGGAAUAUCAAACGCAGGAAGGGG